Dermacentor andersoni is the source of this 972-nucleotide messenger RNA. Lineage: Eukaryota; Metazoa; Arthropoda; Arachnida; Ixodida; Ixodidae. The record is from RefSeq and is a predicted model, not a curated record.
AUGCCCAGAAGCGGAUCCCUCAAGCCGAAGAAAACCACUAGCGUGAAACAAGUUGAGGCAACAUCGACCGACGACAAGAAGGUGCCGGCGGUGGGCAAGGUGGUCAUCAUCUCCCCCAGUGAUGGCGUGACCCAGGUGAAGACAUUGGACGCCCUAAAGGUGUCCAGAGAGCUGCAGGCGGUCACGCCAGAAGGCAUAAGUAAAGUACGCCUCAACCUUCGCCUCAACCUACUGGCCGUGGACACAAACGCCAUUGAGGCCACUGCCAAGCUGCUCACCCUGAAGACGCUGUGUAGUGUGCCCGUGCAGGUGCGCGAGCCACACGGCUCGUACGGCAGCGUGGGCGUGGUGUACGGCAUCCCUCCCGGCGUCACCGAGAGACAGCUAGAGGCGUCCAUCCGUUCCAGGGCGCCCAUCGUUGCGGUGCGCAUUCCUCGGCCUCCCGGUGGGCCGGCGGUGCUCACGUUCGCUUCCUCUCGGCUGCCGCACAACGUGCUCGUGGGGCUCGUCGAGCAUCGGGUGCACCCGCACGUGGACCGACCUCCCCGCUGCCGCCGCUGCGGCCGCAUCGGCCACGUCCAAGUGGUCUGCUGCAGCCCGGCCACGUGCAGGAGAUGCGGUGGUGCACACGGCCGCGCACUCUGCCCGGCGUCCCGGCCGGCCUGCGUCAAUUGCGGCCAGGAGCAUGACCCGUGCUCUAACACGUGUCCCAAGUGGAAGGAGGCCCUCCGAAUCGCCAGGUACCGCAGCCUGAACAAGGUCGACUACGCGACAGCGAAGGCAGCUGUCGCGAGGCGGGCCCACAUAUUCCCACCCCUUAUGGCAUUAGCGCGCUCUCGUCCGCCCGCAAGUCACAGAGACGUGUACGUUCCCUGCGACAUGCCACGAAAGGCCAGUGCUGAGCCAAUGGUCACCAACACCGUCGACAAGUUCGUUCACGCACUGCUCUGGUUAUACCAAAAGUUCCUCUAG